This is a messenger RNA of Trichosurus vulpecula (common brushtail), 4543 nucleotides long. It is a transcript of the gene SAMD4B, whose product is annotated as sterile alpha motif domain containing 4B. Bases 366 to 2432 code for a protein of 688 amino acids. The transcript has 13 exons. Gene Ontology annotation, cellular component: P-body. The record is from RefSeq and is a predicted model, not a curated record. Gene Ontology annotation, biological process: negative regulation of translation; regulation of mRNA stability; nuclear-transcribed mRNA poly(A) tail shortening. NCBI's taxonomy places the organism in Eukaryota, Metazoa, Chordata, Mammalia, Diprotodontia, Phalangeridae. Gene Ontology annotation, molecular function: protein binding; mRNA binding; translation repressor activity.
GGCACGAGCAGGGCGGAGAGGGAGGAGGGGUGACGCAGCGGCGCGGUGACGCAGCGUGGCGGCGGCGACGGCGGCAGCGGCGGCGACGGCGUCGGUCGGUGUGAGGAGAGAGGGAGGGAAGGCGGUGAGAGCGAGGCGAGUGAGGGCGGCGGUGGCGCGGGCCGGAGGCGGAGCCCAUGGAGACCUCCCUGACGUGAACAGGCCUCUGCCCCCGCUGCCCCCCUGGGAUUUUCUAAGCACCCUGAUCCCCCCGGGGAGAGACAGCAGGAUUCUGGAGCCGAGACCAUGUGACAGCAUUGCCCUGCCCCACCAUUCCCCCACCCCCGGCCUCUGCCGGUGCAAGCCCAGGCCCUGGCCACGGCACCAUGAUGUUCCGAGACCAGGUUGGCAUCCUCGCUGGCUGGUUCAAGGGCUGGAAUGAGUGUGAGCAGACAGUAGCCUUGUUGUCAUUGCUGAAGCGGGUCACCCGAACCCAGGCCCGAUUUCUGCAGCUUUGCCUGGAGCACUCCUUGGCAGAUUGUAACGAUAUCCACCUUCUGGAGUCAGAGGCCAACAGUGCUGCCAUCAUCAACCAAUGGCAGCAAGAGUCCAAAGAGAAGGUAGUCUCCCUCCUGUUAUCCCAUCUGCCCCUGCUCCAGCCUGGUAACACAGAGGCCAAGUCCGAAUACAUGAAGCUGCUGCAGAAAGUGCUGGCCUACUCCAUUGAAAACAACGCCUUCAUUGAGGAGAGUCGGCAGUUGCUGUCCUAUGCCCUCAUUCACCCGGCCACCACAGUGGAGGACCGAAACUCGCUAGCCCUCUGGCUCAGCCACCUAGAGGAACGGCUGGCUGGGGGCUUCCGGACCCGAGCCGAGACUACCUACCACUCCCGCCAGGGCUCAGAUGAGUGGGGUGGUCCCGGGGAGGCUGGCCCUGGUGAGCUAGGGCCAGGCUGGCAGGACAAGCCACCACGAGAAAACGGACAUGUGCCCUUCCACCCUUCUGGUGCGGUGCCAUCCACCAUCAACAGUAUUGGGAGCGCUGCUAAUGCAGGUCUCCCCUGCCAAAUCCACCCGAGCCCGCUGAAGCGGUCCAUGUCACUCAUCCCCACAAGCCCACAGGGUCCUGGUGAAUGGCUGAGCCCAGAGGAACUGGGGGCGAGAGCAGCCUUUGCCCCACCCGACCAUGCGCCCCUCUCACCCCAGAGCAGUGUGGCUUCCUCAGGCAGUGAGCAGACGGAGGAGCAGGGCUCCAGCCGGAACACUUUUCAGGAGGACGGUAGUGGGAUGAAAGAUGUGCCAUUGUGGCUCAAGAGUCUUCGCUUGCAUAAGUACGCUGCCCUCUUCUCCCAGAUGAGCUAUGAGGAAAUGAUGACCCUGACUGAGCAGCAUCUGGAAUCUCAGAAUGUGACCAAAGGUGCCCGUCACAAGAUUGCCCUGAGCAUCCAGAAGCUUCGUGAGAGGCAGAGUGUCCUCAAGUCUCUGGAGAAGGAUGUGCUGGAAGGUGGGAACCUGAGGAAUGCAUUACAGGAGCUCCAGCAGAUCAUUGUCACACCUAUUAAGGCAUACAGCAUCCUUCAGGCAGCUGUGGUGGCUGCAGCCAAGGAGGGGGGAAGGGGGGAGCCGCCGCUGGGCGCCGAGCCCCCCCCAGCUCGCCCAGCCCCAGAGAAGGCCCCUGAGGCCAAGGAUCCUCCAGCAGAAAGCUAUCCCCCCCAGCCGGCCCCUGCCCCCAGUGAUGGCAGUGAGCCAGCCACAGCCCCUGUCGCCGAUGGAGACCUCCCUAGCCAGUUUACCCGUGUGAUGGGCAAAGUGUGCACCCAGCUGCUGGUGUCCCGGCCAGAUGAGGAAAACAUUACCAGUUACCUCCAGCUCAUCGAAAAGUGCCUGACACAUGAGGCUUUCACCGAGACACAGAAGAAACGCCUGCUGUCCUGGAAGCAGCAGGUGCUCAAGCUGCUUCGAACCUUUCCCCGAAAAGCUGCCCUGGAGAUGCAGAGCUACCGGCAGCAGCAGAAGGGCUGGGCUUUUGGCUCCAACUCGCUCCCCAUAGCUGGUUCUGUGGGGAUGGGAGUGACCCGACGGGCCCAGCGGCAGUUCCAGAUGCCUCCUCGGGCUCUGCCACCUAGCCGAAUGGGCAUCCUGAGUCCUGCAGGCAUUGGGGGCGUCUCACCUCGGCAUGCCCUCACCAGCCCUAGUCUUGGGGGGCAAGGACGACAGAACCUGUGGUUUGCCAACCCUGGAGGCAGUAACAGCAUGCCCAGUCAGAGCCGGAGCUCCGUGCAGCGCACCCACUCCCUCCCUGUGCAUUCCUCCCCACAGGCUCUCCUCAUGUUCCCCCCAGACUGCCAGGUGCCGGGCCCAGACCUGGAGAUCAACCCUACGCUGGAGUCUCUCUGCCUCAGCAUGACAGAGCACGCUUUGGGUGAUGGGACAGACAAAACCUCCACGAUCUGAUGUGACCGAGAGCCCAGCAGACACGUCAUCUCCCUGGGGUGGGGAGAGGGGGCUGGUCCAUCCCCUCAGUGACAGAGGGGUGGUGUUGGCUCAGUUAUAUGUUCUAAUAUUUUUCUACUUUAUUAUCCCUUUAACUCUGGUUUAAUAUUGAUAGACACCAUUCGCCCCCCUCCCCCCAGAAGCCCCACGUUGCUAUGAUGCAGGGUAUAGAGGGGGAUCUCUGCUGAGGGCCAGGGCAUGGUAGGGAGGGGAACCAGGGCCAGGGGAGCUGCCCUGGGCACCUCUUCUUUCCCCUGCUUCCUUUCUGGACGAUGGCUUUCCCAGAACUCUGACUCCAAAGGAGAUCACCAGAUUCCCCCUCCCCCUUAGGGGAGCAGUGGGGGGGACAGAGCACAUCUCUGCCUGCUCUGGUCAACACUUUGUGGGAGGAGACAAAGUCUUGUUUUCUUCCAUUAUUUCGCCUCUUUCUCGCAGACACACAUCUUGCCCCAAGGAUUGGGAGCCACCUCCCUCUCCCCCUCCGCCCCCAUCCCCUUCCCAGAGUUUCCGUACGAUUAAUUUCUUAGGCCUAUUUAAGACAUAUAUUUAUAUAGUUCUUAGCGGUUUCUCUGUCUCUCUCUUUCAAUCACACGCUCCCUUCCUCUCAUUUUUAAUCUCCUCAUUGGGUCUCUCUGAGCCAUGAUGUGUGGAGGGAGGGUGAUAGGGGAGGCUGAGGGUUUGGGGGAUGGGACCGGGGAGAGGGCAGCGCCUUCUCCCCCCAUCCUUCGUCCACCCUGCCCCCCAGACUCCCCUCUACCCCCUGCCUAGCUCCUGGAGGCCCCGGGGGGAGGGAGGGCAGGGCAAAUAGGUGGGGGAGUGACCAGUGGGGUCAGAAAGUCUGUUGCCUUAAUGCCCCCUCCCUUCACACACACCCUUUCUGUAGCCCCACCCUAACCAGGAGGUGAGAGACUGGGGGUGGGCAAUGGAAGGGCUGUUCUUUAAGUUUUUUUCCUUUUCUUCUAACCUUCUCCCUGCUCUGUCGUGACCUCACUAAAGUGGAACACUACAUCAUAGCCUAGAGUCCCAUCCCCCUACCCCCUUGGGGCUGCUGGAGGGGAGAUGUCAGAAACUGCCCUCUCCUCCCCCUCCCCCUCAGGUGGGCCCACCCUACCCCUUUCUGCUGGGACUCUCUCAAGCUUUUCACACAGAAAAGGAAAAAAAAAAUGUUAUUUUUAGAUACAUUUUAUGAAUAACUUUUGUUAUGACUAUGGCUGGUAACCAUUACGUAUGUUAUUAAAGAAACAAAAUGUUGGAAAAAAAAAACCAAAAAACCCCCCCCACACCUGUCCCCUCUCCCUUCUUCCCAACAGCCACCCAGUCUGGUGCCCCUGGCUCAACUUUCCCUUCUCAGCUCCUGGUCUAUUCCCUUUCCUGCCCAGGGAGGGAGGGGGGGCAGGGAAUCCCAGGGGCCUCAUCUCCAGGGGGGCCUCCCCACACCCUGGCUGGGGGGAGGGGUGGGGAGGGGCUCGGGUUUAUUUAUGUACCUCUUGCACUCAUCAACCUAUGCAAGCCCCUCUCCCCCAUCCCCUCCAUAUUGCUGUGCCUUUGCCUGUCCCCCAUCUCCUAGGGGACACCACGAUUUGGAAUCAGCAGAAUGGUGUUUUGUGGGGUAGGGGUUCCUGUCCACUCUAGGUUACCCCCCUGCCCCCAUCCCCAGCCGGGUCCCAUCCCAUCAGUCUGGUAGGCAUGAGCCGGCUCAGCCUACCAGUGAGGACCUCCCUAUUGGAAGGGGGUGGGGACCCCCAGAGAGGAGAAAACCAUCCUCUCCCACCCUCCAGCCUGACACCAGAGUGUGUGGGACGCAGGCGGCCCCCACCCCGACGGGCAGGACCCAGUCCCCCGUCCCCUGUCUUCCCUUCCCUCCCGGGCCCUCCAUGGUUUCAGCACCCCCAUCUUUCCCCAGCCCCACUGGCAGAAGCAGCUUUGAGUAACUGUACACAGUUUUUCUCUCUGUUGGAGAAAACAAAUUUGUUGGAGUUUCACUUGUUUAAUGGUCCGGGCUUAUUUUGGAAAAAAAAUUCUGACCUUUGUUAUAAUACAUUUAAUGAAAACCCAAAAUUCCUUUGACCCAA